Harpia harpyja (harpy eagle) is the source of this 6200-nucleotide messenger RNA. It is a transcript of the gene PODXL2, whose product is annotated as podocalyxin like 2. The coding region runs from base 74 to 1996 and encodes 640 amino acids. The record is from RefSeq and is a predicted model, not a curated record. The transcript has 8 exons. NCBI's taxonomy places the organism in Eukaryota, Metazoa, Chordata, Aves, Accipitriformes, Accipitridae.
GCAGAGCCCGGCGGGCGGCGGGGCGGCCCCGCUCCCCGUGAAAAGGCGGCGCGGCAGGGCAGCGGCCGCCGCCAUGCAGCCGUUGCACCGCGCCCCGGCGUUGCUGCUGCUGUUUCUGGCCGCCGGGAUCUUGUGCCUCUGCCUUGCCUCCUCGGAAGAGCCAACCGCCGAUGGCCUCACAUCAACUUCCCUGCUGGAGUUUGCCAUGAUGUCCCACCUGGAGGCCAUGAAUUCCCACGAGCAAACCAGCCCGGAGGCUACGGAGCCUGAUCUUGCCCCUGGCUCUCUGCAUGCUGCCCCGGGAUCAGGCUUUGCCAGCGAGGAGAAUGAGGAGUCCAAGAUCUUACAGCCCCCACAGUACUUCUGGGAAGAUGGGGGAGAGCUCAAUGACUCCAGCCUGGACUUGGGACCAGCAACAGAUUACAGCUUUCCUGCUGCGUCUCAGAAGGCCCUGCUGAAAGGGAAUGGGACACACGUGAAAGACAACUGGGAAACAGCCACUGUCCAGCCGCCAGCAGAAUUUGUUGAGCCUGACUUGCACACGCCUUUCUCCAGCACGCUGGAGGAAGAGGAGGGGCUGCUCCCUAUAGACCACUCAAGAGGAGGAGUGGAGAGCCUCCAGACCUCCAGGCCAGAGGUUACAUCUUCUGAACCAGUGGGCCAAGAGGACUCCUUCACCCUUCUGUUUUCCACAGCCUCUGCCAGGCCAGGUAUCGUGACCAAGGCAGCCAUAGGAGGGCAAGAAGAGGAUUCUGUUCCUCCAGGCUUAGACCUUGGGAGCAGCAUGGGACCAGGUCUUCUGCCUGUGUCCUCUAUUUUUUCUACUACUGUUGCUGCAAGGUCUCCCAGUGUUUCAGAAGAGCCCUUUGAGGUGACAGCCAGGGACACAUGGGCUGUUGGGGGAGCAGAUUCAGAGCUGACUGUGACUACCACAAGAGCAGAACUUGCAGAGACCACAGUGGAGGCUGGUGGGGAAGAGCAUUCGCCCAGAGAGGAAGUCUCAGAGACCACAGUGGGUUGGGAGAUUCUGGAGCCGACGGUGCUAACUGAAAUGGAGCAGACAGUGGAAAUGCCUGUGGGGACACCCUCUCCUGGAGGCAGCUCCCCAAGCACCCAGACUCUUUCUGGGAGUGAGCAGCACUCCACUUCUGCAUCUCCGUGGGACAGGGCUGAUGAGCCUGCGCUGGAUCCCAUUUGGAAUGACACCAAGUCAGCCACUGAGACUGUGGCAGCAGAGAGGAGCUUGUCACCACAGGCUGGGGAUGCCCACAUGGCGAUGCUGCCAACAGAGCUGCCCUGGGACUCAGCACAGGUGAUCUGCAAAGACUGGAGCAACCUUGUGGGGAAAAACUACAUCAUCCUGAAUAUGUCGGAUAACAUUGACUGUGAGGAGUUUCGGCUGGAGCGGGGUCCUCAGCUGUUGGCACUGGUAGAGGAUGCCUUCUCCAGACAGGCGGAUGGGCUGCAGGACCACUGGCUGAUCUCUCUGAGCAAACCCAAUGAGAACGACAAGCACUUGCUAAUGACACUGGCAGGGGAACAGGGUGUCAUCCCUACAAAAGAUGUUCUCAUGGCACUGGGGGAUGUUAAGAGGAGCUUAGCCGAGAUUGGCAUCCAGAAUUAUUCAACCACGACAAGCUGCCAGUCGCACCCCAACCAGACACGCAGCGAUUAUGGGAAACUCUUUGUGGUACUGGUGAUCAUCGGCUCCAUCUGUGCCAUCAUCAUUGUAUUGGGGCUCAUAUACAACUGCUGGCAGAGACGCCUGCCCAAGAUGAAGAACAUGUCGCAUGGUGAGGAGCUGCGCUUUGUUGAGAAUGGCUGCCAUGACAACCCCACCUUGGAUGUGGCCAGUGACAGCCAGUCGGAAAUGCAGGAGAAGAAGCCAAGCGUGAAUGGUGGAAACACCAUCAAUGGCCCCGACAGCUGGGAUGUCCUGAUCAAUAAGCAGGCGAGCGAGGAUGUGGAUGUGUUUGAGGAAGACACGCAUCUUUAGAAAAAGAAGGGAGGGAACCACCCCCUUAAAUACACUUGUGUCUCUCCUAUCUUGACUGAUGGACCACGGGAUCGGGUGGCUUCUCAGGAACUUCUUAAAGGCUUGGAACAGGUCAAGUCUUUGGGCAAGUUUUCCCAAUAGAAGUCCUGAGCCCGCGUCGGAGGCUUGGAGCCAGGAGGAUCACUGAACAGAGGGAAGCGGGAGGGGUGGGGUUUGUAGGUCUCUGUGUGUGUGUUCCUAUCAGUAACACCAAUGCUUUCAUCACCUUUAAAUGCACUUACUGUAGCUCUCUGGUAGUGGCUGAGCGUGGCUGGGCUUGAGAAGCAAGGCGGUGAGGCUAAGUCUGCAACCAAGAGUCCAGCUUUGGGGAGUAAAUUCACUUUGGGAGUCCAGCUGGAGUUACAGCAGCCAGAUCCUGACCUCGAGAUCACGUUCAGUCCCUGCAGGUGCAGUAAAACUUGUGCAUUCUGGACAGAGGGGAGCCAAGACUCAGUCCUGGGCACAGUCUGCAUUCCACAUGUGAAAAUAGGUUUUCUAGUGCUCUAGCAUUCAGCUGCUAAUUAGAUGAGCUGAUGUUUACAUCUGGGGAAAACAUCCCACUGUCAUCACCACAAACAGCCCCACUCCCUUUUUCAGCUCCACAGCUCCAAGCUGAGUUUGCAAAGUUUGAGCACUUUACCCUUGCUUGAUUGAUUGCAGAGAAGUCAGUGCCAUGGUGCAGCAUCUUAGCUGGAAAUUUGCUUUAGGUUGGAAAGUUGCUCAAAAAGGAAAUUUACAUGCCUCUCUCAUGCAACAGCCUGUGAAAUCAGCAGCAAAGUAUCCCUUGUCUAAGUCUCAGUUUUAGACUGGCAGGCUGCCUCCACUCCUGUUCAUUUUCCAGGAUAGUUUGGUUUCAGUUGGUCUUUUUGAGGUAAACGUAAAGACUAUGUGACACUUUUUAAACAGGGAGAAAAGUAGAAACUCGGAAACAGGUAAUUUUCUGGUCCUUUUGUUUCCUUUUCAGCAUCCUGCCCUGGGGGAGGGGGAAGUGUUUAAUGUCCCACAGGCGUAAAUCGGGGUAACAUCUUUAAAAUCACUGCAUUUAAGCAAGUGUAAAAGCCAGUUCAGAUGAGAUGAGAAUCAGAUCUAAGAGCUCCCCAAUGAACGUUUCUCAGGCAUGCCUCAGGCAACUUUGAGGCUCCAGCUCCCCAAAGAUGUGUGAUAAAAGGCACGUGAAUAUGCAUAAUUGUUCUCUGAGCCCUGCCUAAACUGAGACUCAGAACUACUGUCAAGCCUGAAAUCCCAGAACAUUUGUUUCUUCUGUCAUCGAGGGAUUGAGGGACUUGCUUCAGUCAGAGGCAACAGUAUUCCUCUCUGUUAAGGUGAUCUGCAUGCUUGCUUACUGCAAGAUGCAGCUUUGCAUUUGGUCUUUAAGGGAACCCUUGUACAGAAAGACCACAGAUAUGCAGCCUGAUGCCGAGCCUGUAAAUCUAUCCCCGUAUGUAUAGAUAUUUUUAGCAUGUUCAUCCCCGAUGUGAAUGCCUGAAGUCAAGGUGCAAGAGUCUGUUGUUUCAUUUUGCAUAGCGCUUUGCAUACAAACUGAAUCACAGAUCGCCUCAAUGUAGGACCACGUUGAUAUCAGUCUAUUAGGGAUUCAAGAAAGGUGACUGCCUUUGGUUUCCUAUCCAGAUUCCAGUUUUCAGUGUUUUUAUCCUGCCUCCAUACCUUUCCCUGUGUUAUGUAGGAGAUGGUGAUCAUCAGCUCCUUUUGUAUCUUGUUGGUAGGGUUGCAGAGAUGCUCAGAGGAGUUCCCUCUCCUGCCCCAGCAGUUGAUAGUGUGGGACAGUCCCUGUACAUGGACAGCCGCAUGUGGCCUUUCUCUGACCACCCCUGGCUGAUGGCUCCUGCUGAGUUUGAUGGGUCUGUGCAGUGAAACUGCACAAGUUCAGUGGCUGUGUUGAUGGCACUUUGGGGCUCACAGGAUUAAAUGCAAGUUGUUGUUAUGGUGAGUAAAUUAAAGCAUGGGGUUAAAAUUUGAGUUUGUAUAGCACUUAGCAUAACAGGGCCUGGCAUGGCUGUGGCCUUUAGGCAAUCUCACCGUAUAAAUGUUUCUAAGUCCAAUAAUCCUCACUAAAUAUGUUUUUAAUGCCCAGUGGCUAUUAAAAAGGUAAUGCCACCAAUCAGCUGUGAAUCAAUUCACCCACAAAACACUUCCUUGGUGCACAUCAUUGCUAGGAGCUGCUUUGCUGCCCUGUUUUCUCUCCACUUUACUAAUUCAGAGAAACAACAAGGUGCUGAUAAAGCGAUGCUUCUGGCUGGGCUCAGCACCUCCUGAUCUGGUGUAAAGUCUUCAAACUUUAAAGAAACCAAGGGGGCUGUGCAGGCUUAUUAAUAAGCUAGCAAGUUCUCCUGAUUUGCUCUUCUGGCUUCUUAUGGCCUGAAGGUUUUCCAGAGACUGUAGAGCUCUCUUCUGCAUCUGGAGCAUCCAGGCGAUCUUGAGAGUGUCUAAGGGUGGCUGUCAGGAGGCUGAGAACAGUUUUCUGCUGUCUCUGACAGGGUGCACCUGGCUGUAUGAUCUCAGUUUAGCUCCAGAAAUCUACUGGUUAAUAGCGUUUCACUUUAGUCUGGUGAUACUUUUUAUACCUUUACCAUUUGUUUUUUCUCUGUAUCAUUUUUUUGCACUAGGCUGAUCUUGUUAAGUCGAUUGCACUGUUGUCCCUCUCCCGCCAGCCUUGCAGAGAUGGGUCAUCUCUGGGGACCUGCGGGCUGGGGAGCACUAUAGAGAGGCUGUUGAUAGCCCACUUACUCUGUUGUUCAGUGCUUGGGUUUCCAGCUCUGCACAGGGAGGGUUUAAAGAGGAAGAGAAACUUUGUCUUAGCAUUUGUAACAGGAAGCUUUUCUAUCACCUUAACGUAGUUAAACUUCUUUUUAACAAGAACUGUCAAAGCUGGACUUCUCAGAGCGGUGUGCCAGGCGACAGAGCAGAUGCAGGUGACAGUGAUUCCUGGAAAACUGUUUUCCCACCUACUCGGACUUCGCUGUAGUGCCAUCUGCCAAACGUUUGAUAGCACUGACACCUGGUGGCUUCUGGGAGUUGGAGACGAAAAAUAAAAAAAAGGACUUUUCCCCCCCUCUUAGCUCUGAGUAUUUGUUUCCUGUGACUUGCCUAGGACAGUCACCUGCUUUAUUCAUGAGGGGCUGCUGGCCUUGCCUGUGAGCAGAGGGGCUUGCACCAGGCACGUAAGGGGUGGUUUGUGUGAGGACAGCUCUGUCUGCAAAGCAAUGAGAUGGGACAUUCCUUGGAGUCACCGACCUAGAGGCCCUGGGUAGCAAUACAGGGUCUCAGCUCCAUCUCGCUGCUUUCUCCUCCACUUGCCCCUUCUCCUCCUGGGGAGCACAGCCAGAAAGCAGAGGCUCUGGCUUGAAAUGGAGGUGGUUCUUCAGAGAGAGCAUCAAGUGCUGGCGUGAGGAGCUCUGUGCCCUAGGGCAUGCUGGUGUUGGCAUCGGCUGGAUGCACAGCCAAGAUCAGAGUGGCUCUCCAUCUCUGUGGGACGGUAGCCAGAUGUGGUCUGGGAUGGCCAAGCUGCAGAUUACUCCCAGAUGUUGCCCAGAUGUCUCGAAGAGCAUCUGUAAUGUGGAGUCCAACAUGUGCUAGGACUUUGCAUCCUGCAGACCACCUUGCGGCAUGUAGGGUGUAGAGAAACAAUGAGAACUGACCGGUAACUGUGCUGUGGAGUAUGUAAUGCAGGUUGAGAAUACUGUUCAAGAUACCACCUUAAGGAUCUCUGUGGGCAAAGGAUGCGGUGUGAAAUGGAGGUACAUUAUCGUAUGGAUUAUUGUAGUAUGACCUUAGACCAUUGCAGCAGGAUCCCACUGCAUCCACUGCCGUCAGCAGCUCGUCUGUUCCCAUCCACCUUCGCAGCCACGCAGGAGCACCUCUCCUUCGCAGAGGGUUUGGGGCACCUUGAACAGUCAGAGACAACAACCACCUUUAUCUGUGCUGGCUCAGAAGAGCCUUGUGGGCUCAUCUUGGCUGACAGCCAGGCUCCCGGCUGUUCUUAACACCCUCAUUCCCGCUGGACCUAAACUGUCUGCGAGCCCUGGCCACCGCUCAGGAUUGCUGCCGGAGAACACUUAGAAACACUCGCGUCUGGCCCUGGAAGUGACAGGGUUGUGGUUUUGUUUUCUUUGCAAUAAAACGCACCUCCUGGGUGUCUGAACACUGA